CAUGACAAUCUCUUCAGUUAGCACCGGAGUUUGGACCUUAUCUAAAGGACUCUUUCUUCACUAAGAACUGCCAACCAAAUCAACACAGGAAGAUGGCAAAGCUGAUGUUUGCUGUUGUAGUUGCUGUUGCAUCCCUCAUUGUUGCCGAGUCCCUGGUUUGCAACAAGUGCACCUUUGGUCUGCUGGGAUUCUGCUUGGGUGCAGCAAAUGAAACCUGCCCAGAUGCGAACAGUACCUGCUUUAACUCUGUUUCAACCUUCCCGGCAAUCACAAGCUUCAAGGGUUUUAGCUUCCAAGGCUGUGCGUCUAACAACUCAGGAUGCGGCGCAGUCUUCACAAGCACAUUCUUGGGCACCACCUACUCCACCAACUACACCUGCUGCAGCACAGACAGAUGCAACACGGUGGUCAGCGCCGCCCCAUCCAGCAAAAUUGCUCUUUCUGCAGCCAUCGGUGCCUCCAUCCUGGCUUUCAUGUUGAGCAUGUGAUGACAUCACAACAACCAACUGUCUUUACAAUCUUCUGAAAUCUGUUUUAUCCCUUAAUAAAAGCUCUGUUGGAACUGAAGCCAUGUGAUUUGAGCUACUCAGUCCUAGAUGAGGUUUAGUUAAUUUAAACUCAACUUCAGGCUAAGAAACUCAUCAUGGAAGUGCAGCAAUGACAUGUUUAAGAAAAACAUCAAGCUGUUUUGUGAUGUUUGUUUUUUUGCUUUGUAAGUGUCUUUUGAUCCAAACAGGAAUAAAAAAUCUUGUCUCUUACUA
Oryzias latipes (Japanese medaka) is the source of this 761-nucleotide messenger RNA. RefSeq lists its product as uncharacterized. Lineage: Eukaryota; Metazoa; Chordata; Actinopteri; Beloniformes; Adrianichthyidae. The record is from RefSeq and is a predicted model, not a curated record.